Messenger RNA from Meyerozyma guilliermondii ATCC 6260, 546 nucleotides. RefSeq lists its product as uncharacterized. Lineage: Eukaryota; Fungi; Ascomycota; Pichiomycetes; Serinales; Debaryomycetaceae. The record is from RefSeq and is a predicted model, not a curated record. The transcript has a single exon. The coding region runs from base 1 to 546 and encodes 181 amino acids.
AUGAGCCAGAAACACUUUAAGCAGCGGGAUUACAGGGGUGCAACUGUCGAGGACUUGGAUAUCAAGCCCGCCAUAUCAAUAAACCCAACCACGUCUCUUGAUGAAGCACUUGAGAUCUCCUUUGAGCAUGAAUUUUCGUAUUUGCCAGUGAUCCACGAAUCCAACAAACAGCUUUUGGGCAUUUUUGAAGUGGAAAAGUUGAAGACAGACAAGGAAAAGCGCUCUCGUGACUUCUUAAAGCCCAUUGUGAGCAACUACAUGUUAUGGUUUAACCAGAAAGCUCGAGAGAAUUACGGUCGCCAGUCUCGUCCCGAAGCAUCUUCGACGAAAUUGAGAACAGCACCUCAUAGCACCAUCAAGAAACCAAAAAGCAAAGGCAAGCACUUUGAUAUAAUUACUCCCGACACCCCUCUUGAAAAAUUGGCCGAUUUUUUCAAUUCUGGGGUCUACUUUGCCAUAAUUACCAAUGGAGAAGGCACCAUUGUAUAUGGUGUAGCAACCCCCGAAGACUUAGAGAAGUUUGAGAAGGCCAGGCCGAAGUUGUAG